CCUCCUCCCGCCAUGUCCGUCUACCCCCUAGCAAGAUGUCUGAUCCGGAUUCCGCCCCAGCGGAGCGGCGCGCGUACGUUGAGCGCUCGCGUCAGGCGUCCGGACGUCGUUUCAGAGCCACCCCCUUCCCCUGUGCCACCCCAUGGGGUUCACUUUUCAGCAUUUACUAAAAGUCUUCGGCCUCUUCGUGCUCUCUCGCUCACACGCUCUCUGUGGGUUGUUGUUGCUGCCGCUUGAAACCUAGUUUGUUGUUGUUGCUGUUUUAAACCCGUAACAAUUAGAGAGGGGGCUGGGUUUAUUUUUUUUUUAAUAUAGAUAUUUAAGCAAAAACACGCAGAAGUUAAAGUUUUUAUUACUUUUCACGGUUAAAAGACGCCUUCAUGGCAAAACAUCAGCGGGCCACGUUGCGGCAAGUCAACCUCAUAGAAGUGAAAAGCAAGUUCGAGGCGGAGUUCCGCCGCUUCUCGCUGGCGCGCUCGCGGCCCAGCUGCUUCGACGAGUUCUACGAACUGCUGCGCCUCGUGCACUGCGCGCCGAGCGCCGAGCUGCUGGUGGGCUACGCCGACGUGCACGGGGACCUGCUGCCCAUCAACAAUGAUGACAACUACAUCAAGGCGCUGUCCACCGCCGCGCCGCUCCUCCGCGUCAUCCUCCAGCGCAAAGAGGAUGCCGACUACAACGCGUUUGGAACCAACAGCCUCUUGCGCAAGAAGAAGGUGGGCCUCCCGGGCCUCCCGGGCCUCCUCCACCCCCGAGACAAGCCGCGGCCCCACCGCGACAUCGGCCUCCCGCAGGACUUCCGUCCCGUGUCCUCCAUCAUCGACGCCGACAUCCUGCCCGAGAACGUGCGCCGAGUGAAGCUCUACAAGCAGGGCUCGGAGCGGCCUCUCGGCUUCUUCAUCCGCGACGGCACGAGCCUGCGCGUGAUGGCACGCGGCAUCGAGAAGGCGCCGGCCGUCUUCAUCUCGCGCCUCGUGCCAGGGGGCCUGGCCGAGAGCACCGGCCUCCUCGCCGUCAACGACGAAGUGCUGGAGGUGAACGGCAUCGACGUCGCCGGCAAGACGCUCGACCAGGUCACCGACAUGAUGGUGGCCAACAGCCGCAACCUCGUCAUCACCGUGCGGCCCGCAAACCAGCGUCCCGCCGCGGCCGGCGGGACGCUGUCCGGCGGGACGCUGUCCGGCGGGACGGGCACGACGCUGUCCGGCGGGACGCUGUCCGGCGGGACGGGCACGACGCUGUCCGCGACGUCGUCCUCCUCGUCUUCCGGCGGCGGCGCCAGGGGGGGGGGCGGUGGGGGGGCGGCGGCGGCGGCCGCGCGGAGCAACGGCGCCCCGGCCGGCGAGCGCCCGCCCUACGUCAUCACCAACUACACGGACGAGGACAGCGGCGAGGAGAGCGACGAGGACCUGGUGAUAGAUUCGCCGGCGGCGUUGUCGUCGUCGUCGUCGUCGGCGCCGUUCUCCCUGGAGCCCCUGCCGCUGUCGCCCAACGGGGAGCUGUCGCGGCGCUUCCGGUCGGACGCGGAGCUCAACGGAGGGGCUCAGGCGGAGAGGGCCGGGGGGUCGCGGGGGGGUGGCGGCGGCGGCGGGGGCGGCGGCGGGGGCGGCGGUGGCAAAGCGCCGGCGGUCGUGGCGAGAGGUCACGGGAACGGCGGCGCUCUGCAGCAGGGCAGCAUGGAGGAGGAUGGCACCGUCAUCACUCUGUGACGGCGGAAGCGCGUGGUGGCGGGGGGGUGGGGGGGGGCGUGGGAACGCGCGCGUGCGCGAUUUGAACUUUGACCUUCGAGGGCUGCGAUGGCGGGAUGUGCUGCGAGGUCACUGCGACCGGGCGUAGCGCGCGGGAGGAGGAGGUGUCGUCGUCUUGUUGAGAGAUCUUCUUCACGGUGGUGGUGGUGGUGGUGGUCGUAAUCUCGUCGUCGUCCGUCAUCGUUGAGCGUCGUCGCCGUCGUUUUUAAAUUUUCACUUUCCGUAAAUUUCCUCUCGUCGUAAUCGUCGCGUUGGUCCCGUUAGCGUCCGUUGUGUCUCGGCUGCGCUCGCCUUCGUCGCAGGUGUCCGUCGUCGUGGCUGUCGUUUUGAUUCUUGUCGUGUCGAUCAUGUUCGUCGUUAACGUCGUCGUCGUCGUCGUCGUAAUCAUCAUCGUUUUCGAACGUCAGAGUCAUCGCGUAUUAAUUAUCGACGUCUUGUCGAGGUUGAUGCCAUGUCGUCACAUCCAUUGCCGCCGUCGGCAUCGUCAGAAUAAUGACUGUCGUCGUCGACAUCAUGAUCAUCAGUGUCGUCACCAUCUCCGUUGCGAUCAUCUUCUUUGCCAUCAUUGUUAUCGUAUUUCAUUGCCAUCUUCAUUCUCACGUCAUCAUAAUCGGUCACCAUCUUCAUCAUCAGUUGUCCUGAUCCUCCAUUGUCAACACCAUUAUCAUCGUUAGUACGAGGCGAGCCGACUACUUCUACACAAAAGCACAGUCACUCUGGCUACUUCAUCUCUUUAUUACAUUGAGUCUUAAUAUCAUGAUUAUUAUUAUUAUUAUUUCUCAAUCGAGUCUCCUUGUCAUGUGGCUUUCUCUUAAGUAAUGUGCAGCACUGCUACUGACGCACGCGCUCCCAACCGGUUGUCUCCCCGGUAUCGGCAAAAUCGUCGCCUGCCGUUUCCGUGAAGACAUUUUAUCGGAUAGCAAACAAAUGAUGGUGAAAUUUUUGUGUUUUUUUUUAAUAAUCGUCUGUGGUUAACGACGCGGUGCAAAACGGCUCGGGGGGGGGGGGGGGGGGGGGGGGGGGCCGCUUGCGCGCCUGCACCGUCGGCCUGCCGGAAUGUUCUCCGUCACUUCCGCCACCGUCGUUCGUUGUUCGUUUUUUAAAGAAGUUAAAUAAAUAGAAUCCCCUUUGUCAGCUAGACCGCCGAGGGUUCUGGGUGGGCGGUCGAGCUGCCCCCCCCCCCCCCCCACACACACGUGGUUACGUCACAAAGCAGUCGUCGUCAUGUUGCGAUUGACGUCGCUCAUUUUAUUUACCCCAGAUGUUUUACUUCCCGAUGAAAUAUCUAUGAAAUUACAAGCACAAAACGCUAAAGUUCUUAGUCAUUAAAUAGCUUUUAUCCGUUAAAAUUCGUCGUGCUUUUGCAGAAAUUGCCGCAGUUUUGUCGCGAAUUCAAAUUACACUUGCCGCGAACUGACGGGCUCCCCCGUACGUGAUAAGCUUCGCAGAUUUGUAACUUGGCAAAUGAUUGGAAGGCUCGUUCGGCCGGCUUGCGUUGAGCGAACUGUUGGCCGAGAACAUUUAAAAUAAGCGAAUCUUUCUUUUCAGCGGAAUAAACAAUGCCGAUAGGUACGCGAUAUGCACAUUUCCUGUGCACGGUUACGGCACAGCGGUGCAACGCGGGGGAAUCGUGAGAUUUUAUAUCGUUCGGCGAGAAAUUAUUUUGGCGGCUGGCCGAGGCGGCGGAGAGGGCGGCGGUUGCGACGGCGGAGGGGAACGGGUGGCCUGCCUCGCAGGCCAAGGACAAACCAACAACAACAACA
Molecule: messenger RNA, 3511 nt
Organism: Petromyzon marinus (sea lamprey)
Lineage: Eukaryota; Metazoa; Chordata; Hyperoartia; Petromyzontiformes; Petromyzontidae
Gene: PARD6B
Product: par-6 family cell polarity regulator beta
Biological process (GO): regulation of cellular localization; establishment or maintenance of cell polarity; centrosome cycle
Cellular component (GO): apical plasma membrane; cell cortex; nucleus
Molecular function (GO): protein binding
Source: RefSeq, a predicted model, not a curated record